UUUGAUAGUGGCGUGAUGGAAGCUGGCGCAGCGGAGGGGUGAUGGACGACCGCAUAGCAUCAACUUGCUGACUUGACUGGUGGCUACAGAAGAAGUCGCGGCCUUGGUCAUUGACAAUGGCUCCGGUAUGUGCAAGGCCGGUUUCGCCGGUGAUGAUGCGCCCCGAGCGGUGUUCCCUUCCAUCGUCGGCCGACCCCGUCAUCAUGGUAUCAUGAUCGGUAUGGGUCAAAAGGACUCCUACGUCGGUGACGAGGCACAGAGCAAGCGUGGUAUCCUGACCCUCAGGUACCCCAUCGAGCACGGUGUUGUGACCAACUGGGACGACAUGGAGAAGAUCUGGCAUCACACCUUCUACAACGAGCUUCGUGUCGCCCCCGAGGAGCACCCCGUCCUCCUCACCGAGGCUCCCAUCAACCCCAAGUCCAACCGUGAAAAGAUGACGCAGAUUGUGUUCGAGACCUUCAACGCCCCCGCCUUCUACGUCUCCAUCCAGGCCGUCCUCUCCCUGUACGCCUCCGGUCGUACCACCGGUAUCGUGCUCGACUCCGGCGAUGGUGUCACCCACGUCGUCCCCAUCUACGAGGGUUUCGCCCUGCCCCACGCCAUCUCUCGUGUCGACAUGGCCGGCCGUGACUUGACCGACUACCUCAUGAAGAUCCUCGCCGAGCGCGGCUACACCUUCUCCACCACCGCCGAGCGCGAAAUCGUGCGUGACAUCAAGGAGAAGCUCUGCUACGUCGCCCUCGACUUCGAGCAGGAGAUCCAGACGGCCAGCCAGAGCUCCUCGCUCGAGAAGUCCUACGAGCUUCCCGACGGCCAGGUCAUCACCAUCGGCAACGAGCGCUUCCGCGCCCCCGAGGCCCUCUUCCAGCCCUCGGUCCUCGGUCUCGAAUCCGGCGGCAUCCACGUCACCACCUUCAACUCCAUCAUGAAGUGUGAUGUCGAUGUCCGUAAGGAUCUCUACGGCAACAUUGUCAUGUCCGGCGGUACCACCAUGUACCCAGGUAUCUCCGACCGCAUGCAGAAGGAAAUCACCGCGCUUGCCCCGUCCAGCAUGAAGGUCAAGAUCAUUGCUCCCCCCGAGCGCAAGUACUCUGUGUGGAUCGGUGGCUCCAUUCUCGCCUCCCUCUCGACCUUCCAGCAGAUGUGGAUCUCCAAGCAGGAGUACGACGAGAGCGGACCGUCUAUUGUGCACAGGAAGUGCUUCUAAGCGCCUCGUCGCCCGCAGUGCGUCUAGGCUCUUGCGUGCCGUCCUGGUCCACAGAAUCGGCAAUGCGGCUGUGAAACCGGGGAGGAGCGUCUUAAGAGUUAUUCAUGGAACAAUGAGAAGAGAGUGUGUGUUUGCGUGUCGAGUGUUAGAGCGGUGGUACUAUGCGAGCAGUUGUGGGUGCGCGGCCCAAGCGUGUGGUUCUUUGGCGGGCUUCGUUCGGCCUCUGCUCUGCUGUGGUCGGCGAUGGUUGUUCUUUGACUACUUUCCUGCAUCUGCUACUAGAUCACUGUCUCAUGGCGAGACGAUGAAAAUGGAUUGAUUUGCAUGUUGUCUCUGGCCUUGUUUUGAACUGUCCUGGAACGUGAAGCUCCGCU
Messenger RNA from Neohortaea acidophila, 1584 nucleotides. RefSeq names its product actin family. Lineage: Eukaryota; Fungi; Ascomycota; Dothideomycetes; Mycosphaerellales; Teratosphaeriaceae. The transcript is spliced from 5 exons. The record is from RefSeq and is a predicted model, not a curated record. The coding region runs from base 128 to 1210 and encodes 360 amino acids.